Candoia aspera is the source of this 570-nucleotide messenger RNA. RefSeq names its product CD83 molecule (gene CD83). NCBI's taxonomy places the organism in Eukaryota, Metazoa, Chordata, Lepidosauria, Squamata, Candoiidae. The record is from RefSeq and is a predicted model, not a curated record. Bases 4 to 570 code for a protein of 188 amino acids. The transcript has 5 exons.
UUCAUGGCAUCAAUACAUUGCUACCAGCUUGUCUUCCUAAGUCAAAUCUGGCGUGGGCUUCAUGCAGUAGCUGAUGUCACAGAAGAAGUUGAGGCAACAUGUAAUGAAGAUGCUUUUCUCCCUUGUAAGGUUUGCCAGGAUCUACAGCUCAAAACUGGAGCAGUCUCCUGGUAUAAGAUGGAUGAAAACAAUAAAGGAUUAAAGGAUGUGGAAUAUAAUAAAGAACAUGAUUAUUCAAGAGGACUUAAUGACUCCUUAGAGAUUCCUAAUGGCACCUGGCAUUUUCUGAAGAUUAAACAUGCUACACACUUCAGUAGUGGAACAUAUAAAUGUAUCUUAACAGCACCAGUCAGAAAAUACAACCAAAGUACAGUUACACUCAGAGUAAUAGGCUGUCCUGAGGAACGGCAAGAUACGAAACUCAAAAAAUACACAACAGAACUUGUAUUGCUGUGCUGCAUUGGGAGCUUUUAUUUGUUACUCAUCAUCUUUACUUGUAGGUGGACUACAAAGCCCUUUAAAUUAGGCACUCUGGACCUUUUGCAGACUGAGAGUUUGGCCUCUGAAUGA